Molecule: messenger RNA, 2304 nt
Organism: Eurytemora carolleeae
Lineage: Eukaryota; Metazoa; Arthropoda; Copepoda; Calanoida; Temoridae
Product: ammonium transporter Rh type A
Exons: 22
Coding region: 22-1692 (556 amino acids)
Biological process (GO): ammonium homeostasis; ammonium transmembrane transport
Cellular component (GO): plasma membrane
Molecular function (GO): ammonium channel activity
Source: RefSeq, a predicted model, not a curated record
ACAACAAGAACUAGACAUAAGAUGUUGGAUUGUUUGAUUCAGUUCCUCAAAUAUUGGCCGUACAAGAGAGCUUUUCACGUCUUUGCAAUCCUUGUCGUAGAAAUAGUUUUUAUUAUUAUUUUUGGAUUGUACGGCAGGUACCCGCCUGAGCUAAAAUCUGAAAAAUUCAACGCACUUUUCCCGAUCUUUGCAGAUGUGCACGUUAUGAUCUAUCUUGGUAUUGGAUUCAUCCUAACUUUUCUUCGAAAAUACAGUUUAAGCGCAGUUACGCUUUGUCUUCUUAUUGGAUCUAUCUCUCUUCAAUGGUAUAUAAUUUCUGCAGGUUUAUUAAACUACAUGAGCGGCGUGACAACUGAAUUCUCCGUAACAGUCGACACCACUAAUCUUCUUUUCGGAGACUUUGCUGCAGCUACCGUUCUAAUCUCCUUCUGUGUAGUUAUGGGGAAAGUGACAGUGCUUCAACUCCUUAUCAUGACAUUAGCGGAGGUACUGCUUUAUGUCGGUAACGAGUACAUUGGAAGAUCUCUUCUUUUUGGGUUUGAUGUUGGAGCAACCAUAUUCUUACAUCUGUUUGCAAUAGUAUUUGGUCUAUCUGUUAGCAGGAUGCUAUAUAUAGAAGAUGUUGAUGAAAGUAAACUAAGUACAUCUACAGAAUCUAAUCUAUUCUCUUUGCUUGGAACUCUAAUUCUGUGGAUAUAUUGGCCAUCCUUUAUGGCCAGUGGAGCUAUUCCAGGUCCACCACAAGAAAGAUCAAUGUCUAACACCUACCUUGCAUUAACUGGAUCGGUAAUGGGUGCACUCUGUAUGUCUUCCCUGACACACGAAAAUGGAAAAAUUCGAAUAGAGCAUGUACAGAAUGCAGUUCUAGCUGGUGGAGUGGCAGUAGGUGCAACGGCAGAUCUAAUAGUUUGGCCUUUUCUGAGUAUACUGAUUGGGUUGGUGGCUGGAAUACUCUCAACUUGUGGAUUUGUUUUCACUCCAACAUUUAUUCAUAAAAAACUUAAGAUACAUGAUUCUUGCGCAGCAUUCAGUCUUCAUGCUAUACCUGCCCUUCUUGGGUCCCUUGUAUCCAUCAUCAUUCCUUGCUUUCUUAAUCAGCAAAAUCUAGGAGGAAAUUAUCCUGAACUUCUUCCGGCUGUUGCUCAGGGUAGAAGUAGGGCUGGUCAAUCCAUUGCUCAGGUGGCUGCUGUACUCACUACUAUAGCAACAGCUACAGUUGGAGGGUUGAUUACUGGAGGAGUAAUGAGAUUGAUUGGAAGUCUGCAACUUGACGGAAAUGUUCUUCUUCCAAUAGCUGAUAUUUUGGAUGACGAAUACAAUAUCCAUAUUGAAGCCACCGACCUUCCUCCGAUACAUAUUCAUAACCAGAGAAGACCCAGUCGAGCAUUUUUCAGCAGGGCCAGCUUUUCACAGUUUCGAAACAACUUUGCUGACAUGUCAAAUAUAUCUGAGAGUGAGAGUUUGCCACCACCUCCAACCCAGUUUAAUUCAGAAACUGGAGAAGAAAUUACUGGUUUAAAGGAUGCCAGUACCUCACCCACCUGUAACAGAAGACCUCGCCGACUGAGCUUAAACAUCGGUCAUCUUUACUCCAACGGUUCAGAAUGCCCGACAGCUUAUAUUAAAAUCGAUGAAGAAAUCGCAGUAGGAGGAUUAACAAAUCAUGGAUUAGAAUUUGAUAAGACCUCGUAAGAUAAGAUUGGGAGAUUUCCUUAACAUCACUUACCUCCCUCUCAUCCUCCAAAACAAUUAAAUGUAAAACAAAAAAUACCAUUUAUUCAUUAUAUUGUUUAAUUUUAAAUAAUCAAGAUCGUCAUUCAAUUCUUCAUGGUAAAAUAUAUAUAUAAAUAUACAAUGAAAAUCACAGCUAUCAAAAGUCCCCCCAACACCAUCUUUUAAAUAAUCUUUUUAAAUAAAGAACAAGUUUGUAAAUCUUAUUUAUUUUGUGUGCUUUUUAUUUUAACAGAGAUUGGCACUUUACAACUAAAGUGAUAUAUAUCAAGAUUGGUUAACAAGAAAAGAAAAUGACAAUCAAGUGUAAGGUUUGAAUUUUUACUGAAUUCAUUAACGUUCCUGAACUGAUUUUGUUUUUGUUUAUUUUGGUAAACUGACCUACACUAUAUUUCUAGGACGGUAACCCCUAGAUGGUUUACCUUAUAAGUCGGUAACUCCCAAGUCAAUUACCUAUAGGUCUGAUAGGAUGGUAACCAAUCUAAUUGUAAUGCUAAAUGCUUGUAUUGCAUGUAAACAAAUAUGAAUAAAUCUGCCAACAUUUUUUCUCUUCGAGAGAAAAAAGUAAAUACA